Molecule: messenger RNA, 1149 nt
Organism: Dictyostelium purpureum
Lineage: Eukaryota; Evosea; Eumycetozoa; Dictyosteliales; Dictyosteliaceae
Exons: 2
Coding region: 1-1149 (382 amino acids)
Molecular function (GO): metal ion binding; oxidoreductase activity, acting on CH-OH group of donors
Source: RefSeq, a predicted model, not a curated record
AUGAUAAAGAAUUUUAUUCAUAGAUCAAUUACUUCCCCCAAAAAGUUUAUAAUUGGGAAAGGAUUGUUAAAUAACCCAUCAAAAUAUAUAAAAGAUUUUGGAAGUAAUUGUUUUAUUAUAUGCGAUGUUGUUUUUUUAGAUACAAUUAAACAACAUACAGAGGUUUCUUUAAAUAAAGAAAAUAUCAAGAGUCACAUAGAGCAAUUUAAUUAUCAAUGUACCAAAGAAGAAGUAGAUAGAUUGUGCGCAUUAACCAAGAAAUUCAAGAAUGAUAUUGUUGUAGGUAUUGGUGGUGGGAAAACUCUUGACUCUGCAAAAGCCGUUGCAUAUUAUGAAAGAUUACCCGUAAUAUUAAUGCCUACUAUUGCUUCAACAGAUGCACCAUGUACUUCACUUUCUGUUCUAUAUAAAGGCAAUGGAGAAUUUGACAAGUAUCUUUAUCUUCCACAAAACCCCGAUUCAAUUUUAGUUGACACUACUGUUUUAAUAAAUGCACCACCAAGAUUUUUUUCAGCAGGUGUUGGUGAUGCUUUAGCAACAUAUUUCGAGGCCCGAGCUUGUUAUCAAACAACUGGUAAUAAUUUGGUCAAUAUGAAGCCAUCAAGGAUAGGCCUAGGUGUUUCAAAAAUGUGUUAUGAAAUUAUAAGUGACAAUAUAGACAAAGCAAUGGAUGCAGUUAAAAACAAAGCAAUUACACCAGCUUUUGAACAAAUGAUAGAAGCAACAAUAUAUUUAUCUGGUAUAGGCGCUGAGUCAGGUGGUCUUGCUGCAGCACAUGCUGUUUGUAACGGAAUGAGUAUUAUUCCAGAUUUACAUAGAGCUCAACACGGAGAAAAGGUUGCAUUUGGAUUAUUAACCCAGUUAGUAUUAGAGAAUGCUGCUCAUGAAGAAAUUGAAAAUGUUUUUAGAAUAAUGAAGAUUGCAAAUCUACCAUUAACCGUGGAAGAUUUGGGCUUAAAGAAUUGGGAUGUGGAGCAAUGGCAUAAGGUCGCUUCUAUCGCAAAUGAUAAAAACGAUACAAUGGUCAAUUUACCUCAAAAAGUUGAUGAUCAAGAUAUUUAUAAUGCCAUGUUAACCGCAAAUGAAAUGGGUAAAAGAUAUAAAAACAAACCAAUAGAUUCAUUUAAAUUUGUUCAAUUUAAUAAAUAA